This is a messenger RNA of Penaeus monodon (black tiger shrimp), 2236 nucleotides long. Its product is annotated as RNA polymerase II elongation factor ELL-like. Gene Ontology annotation, molecular function: cis-regulatory region sequence-specific DNA binding. NCBI's taxonomy places the organism in Eukaryota, Metazoa, Arthropoda, Malacostraca, Decapoda, Penaeidae. The record is from RefSeq and is a predicted model, not a curated record. Gene Ontology annotation, biological process: snRNA transcription by RNA polymerase II; transcription elongation by RNA polymerase II; positive regulation of transcription elongation by RNA polymerase II. Gene Ontology annotation, cellular component: transcription elongation factor complex.
CUCUCUCUCCCCUCUCUCUCCCUCACCAUAACCCUCUGUUUCUCACUCUCACUUUCUCUCGGUCUUUCUCUUUCUCUUUCUCUCACCUCGCUAAAAAAAAGAAAAGAAAAAAGACCACUGCGUUUGUGCUUUGUCCAAUAUUCGCUCGCAUUUCCCACCAGUGUUUAAAUUUGAUUGAAGUUUGCUUGUUCCGCAGGAGAUCCAGAUCCCGAGCCGCCAUGGAGGGCUGUCCAAGUUCGCCUUCACCCUGCAGGAAGACGGGAUGCAGGGCAGCUUCGAGUUCAUCAAGCAGAUCGGAAGCAGACCGCUGGAGUCGCUGGGCCCGAACGUGGGCAAGAUCUUCAUCCAGGCCAAGGACGACUCGUACGAGAAGACCCGACAGAGCAUGGAGAAGGCCAAGAGAAAGAAUGCAAUGAACUGCGUGAAGGAGCUGAAGUCCAGCUCGAGCUUCGGCGGCCGCCUGCGCCCGGCCAUCGGCACUCGAAAGAAGUCGACGACGCUGGUGGUGCCGCCGCCCAAGAAGGAGGUCAUCGCCGAGCUGCCCUCCAACAACAGAUACAACCCCAAUCACAGCCAGAACCACAGCCUCAACACCCCCAGUAGCAAAUCCCCGCACAGAACGGCCUCGUCUGUCGGCGCCGCCGCCGCCCCCAGCGCCGCCAGUGCCACAGCAGGCAAACCACCCCCGCCGCCGCCCCCCAGCCACCCCAACGGGAGGAAGACCAACCCCGAGCUCGUCGGGAGGCCGCUCAAAGAGCGAAUCGUUCAACUCUUAGCUGUCAAGAAUUACAAGAAGGAAGAAUUGAAAAAUAGAUUAUAUAGUGAUGGCAUCAAAGAGAAGGACAAGCGGCUGCUGGCCGGGGUGCUGAACAGCGUGCUGAACAGCGUGUCGCAGGUCAGAGACAACGUGCACCACCUGAGCCGACACCUGUGGGCGGAGGUGCGAGAGGACUGGCCCUUCUACACAGACGCCGAGAAGCAAGCCGUGAGAAAAAAUAAACCUCAGAGUUUAACUCCGCCGGGGAACGACAGUGGGCACUCGCCAACGCCGGCGCUACCGCUGUCUCCGUCUCCGUCUCCGGCGUCCCAGGGACUCAAGCGGCCGCACGAGGAGGUGUUUGAUCCCACGGCCAAACGGCCCCGCUGGAACGCCUCCAAGUUCACCAAGAGAAAGUUCGAGAAUAAGCUUGAUUCUCAGACGGCGUCGCGCCUGGAGCCGCAGAGCGACGUGAGGACCGAUGCCAAGGUGGACAGUAGAGGCGUGAGCAACGGGCGGCACCACCUAGGCAAGGACGAGAGUCCGCGUGUUAACGGCACGAUCAGCCCGGCGACGGCACCGGCGUCAGCACCGGCUGCGACGGCGGCAGCAACUGCGACGGCUGCAGCAGCCUCGGCGGCGGCGGCGGCGGCGGCGGCGGCGGCGGCAGCAGCAGCAACGAGCAAAAGCGCGCCCACGACCUCGCCCGUGAGGCAAAGUUCCCCUCGGCACCGCCACAACGGCAUCAGCACUCGCCAAUCCUCAGGAAACCAUUCGCCCAUCAACGGGAUCUCCAACGGGCUCACCAACGGCCACGGGAAUCCGCCCCACAGGACGAAUGGCCACGCACGAGUGGAGUCCUCCUCCAUCCCCAGCUCCUCGCCCGACAGCCAUGGAGGCGACGACGUGGACCCAGAGUACCUCAGGACCUACACGGCAAUAGUGUCUACAGACCAGCGAAGUCGGUAUAAAGCGGUCUUCAACGAACAGUAUCAGGAAUACCUGCGGCUGCAUAGCUAUAUUGAAGAGCGGACAAGACCUUUUAGCGACCUCGAUGAGCGCCUCAGGAAUGAAACGAUCGGCUCUGAGGAAUAUAACACCAUCCGUGCGCAGAUCUUGCGUGAGUAUCAGGCCACGCAGCAGGACAGUGAGUACCAGCAGAAGAAACAGCGGUAUGACUAUCUGCAUGAGAAGUUGACGUACAUCAAGAUGUUGGUGCUAGAGUAUGACCGGAAGCACUCCUAGCACCGGUUUUGACGCCUCGCACAGCCGCCGCUCUCCCGCCACCGCCGCCGUGCCCAGCCCACAGCAGAAGCAGCCCCCCCGAUGCCCCCUCAUAUGCCUCUUGCUGUGGAGGCCGCAGGUGGGGGAAGGAUCUUUCGUGGUUUGCGUGGUUACCAAACUGUGCCUCAGCCCUCAUUGUCAGAGCAAUGAAAAUGGAAAAGAGAAAGAGAGAAGGAGAAAGGGAAAGAGAAAAAA